Molecule: messenger RNA, 684 nt
Organism: Talaromyces stipitatus ATCC 10500
Lineage: Eukaryota; Fungi; Ascomycota; Eurotiomycetes; Eurotiales; Trichocomaceae
Exons: 2
Coding region: 1-684 (227 amino acids)
Source: RefSeq, a predicted model, not a curated record
AUGUUCACCUUCCUCCGCGGCUCAACUCCCCCAAAGACAUUCCGCGCUCACGACAAUCCAAUCUACUACGAAGAUGGAACAUCAUUCGUCCAAUUCAACGAAGCCGGAUCAAAAUACAUACUCCGAAACCAACACCCUCCCUUCGACAGCACCAAACCAUCAAUCAUGACUCCCCCUUUCCAUUGGCACAUCAAUCAAACAGAACACUUCUCCAUCGUUGAAGGGGAAUGCCAUCUCUUCAAAGAAAACCCCGAAAAACCAUGGAUGACGAUAUCAGCCAAAGACCCCAAUGCGCCAAAGACAGCUUCCAUCCCCAAAACGGUGUUUCACACUAUCCACAACGCAUCAACCACAGAGCCCAUGGUUGUCGACGUCAAUCUCACGCCGGAAGAUGCAGAGAGUGAACAGAAGUUUUUCCGAAAUUUCUUUGGUUAUCUUGAUGAUUGUCGAAAGGCGGGUGUGCCGCCGAGUAUGUUUCAGCUUUUUGUGUUUUUGAAUGAGGCUGAUACGCCCGUGGCUGUUCCUUUGCCGUCGAAGUUUUUGAGUAAGGUGGCUAGUCGUGUGAUGUUGUCGAGUGUGGCAUGGUACGGGAGGUGGAUUUUGGGGUAUAAGACGUCUUAUCCGGAGUAUUAUGAUGAUGGGAAGUCGAGUAUAAACCAUUUUGGAAAAUCCAGAAAUAUUUGA